Molecule: messenger RNA, 1190 nt
Organism: Mya arenaria
Lineage: Eukaryota; Metazoa; Mollusca; Bivalvia; Myida; Myidae
Product: toll-like receptor 4
Exons: 2
Coding region: 92-490 (132 amino acids)
Biological process (GO): toll-like receptor signaling pathway; immune response
Cellular component (GO): membrane
Molecular function (GO): transmembrane signaling receptor activity
Source: RefSeq, a predicted model, not a curated record
GGUGUUUAUGAAAUAGUUAGUGAGGUUGCAUGUUUACAAGUGUUCUUCACAUUCGUCACUUGAAUGGAGUGGUAAUUUUUAAAUCAAUUCAAUGACAAGUGGAAACCUGGACGAAAUUAUACCAAGGCUGGAGGACAGAGGGAUGAAGCUGUGUGUCCAUGAACGGGAUUUUCUACCUGGCAUAUCGAUAUGGGACAACAUAGUGGAUGCGAUACGCACUAGCAAGAAAACAGUAGUGAUUCUCUCUAAAACCUUUAUACAGAAGCAUUGGUGCAUAUUUGAAUUCAACAUGGCAAGACUGGAAAGCAUUGACAAGCGAGUGUGCGAGAAUGGGUGUUUAGUAAUUGUACUGUACGAGAAUGUUCCCCCGAAAGUAUUGCCUCUCGAAAUUCUUGACUGGAUAGACAAUCAUUCGUACAUUAGGUAUACACAGGACCCGGACGGACAGCAAAUGUUUUGGGACAAUCUGACAAUAGCCAUAAAGCGUUGAUGUCUAUUUCACAACUAACUAUAUAAAUAAUUUAUAGCGCUAUUGGUAGUUUAUUAAUUAUAAAUUAAUACACUUUACACUGUUAAGUGACAAGUACAUUGUGAGUUUAUCAUUUUCUUGCUAGCAUUGUUCAAAUGGAUAAAAAUAACUGCAUUUUGUCUUAUUUCAAUAUUCAAUCAAGUAUUCACACAUUCUGACAUGAGCAGUGUUGAUGAACUAACUACAUGGAUCGUCGAGUCAAACAGCCAUUCAUUUGAUAUGAUCCUUUUAUGCUGCAAUAAUAAAACAGUAACACCAAACAGACACUCAACAAGAGAUACACACGAAUUAACAAACACAGUACACACUUAUACUAGAAAUCUUUUAUCAAUAUAGGGAGUCCUAAGACACGAAUAUUUAAAUAGUUGACUUUCAGUAUAUAAAAUUGAAAUUUGAUAACAAGUAGUUAAAGAUCAGAUCGCUUUCGGCAUUCAACAGUUCAGAUAUUAACAAGAAAUGAUCGAUAUUUCAUCAAAAUUAAGGUGUAAACAAUUACUGCUGAUACGUGUAGAACGUCUAGGAGUGCUCACAUGAUGGUCAUAUGUGUUGUCACUAAAAGCGUCUAUUUUAGACUCCGGCUUCACCUGAUAUUAUUGUCACUCACUUUUGUGUUUGUUGUAUUUGAUGAUGAUGCAUCGGUACCGUUUAGUUUGAUAAAAGU